CGCUUAAUUUAAUCGAACGUUUAACUUUUUAUAUAUUGUUGGUAACUUUCUAGGUUUGCAUUUUUUCGCCUAUGAAAAUUCCGUCUCUCUCUCGGGAUACCUGAAACGAACGAAAGCUACCUACAGCGCAGGCUCAUUUCUGGUCAGCUAAAGGUAAAAUGGCGGACAAAGUGAGAGAAAAGACGAUCGUUCAUAAAAAAUUAUACGACAAAAAGAUAUGAAUGUUCAAUAUGUAGAUUAGUUUUCGCUGGAUUUUGAGGCUAAUUUUUCGCCGCAGUGUUAUUUUCAUAUGGAUACCGUGAAAGAACUACAAGAAAUUUCAGAAGAAUUACAAGACAUUGAGGUGCAAAUAGAAAGCUUGCUAGAACGGCAACAAUUUCUUCUUUCUCGCAAACAAGAACUAGAAGUGAUUGCCUUAUCCAACUCAAAUGACUCAGUUCUUCUUUCUUUCUCUUCAAAUGUUGCUUGCGCGCAAGGAUCGGAUUGGUCUUCAACGGCGUUUUCGUGGUCUCAAGAGGUCGAGGCGGCUUUGAAAAACGUGUUCAAAAUAGACACAUUUCGUCACCUGCAGCUAGAAUGUAUCAAUGCAACUAUGUCUGGUGUUGAUUGUAUCCUCAUCAUGCCCACAGGAGGUGGGAAGAGCCUUUGUUUUCAACUACCCGCCGUUGUUUCUAAAGGAUUAACUCUGGUUGUUUCUCCUCUGGUUUCAUUAAUGGAGGAUCAGCUAUGGGCUUUGAAGAGGCUUGGAAUAAAAGCAGCACUGCUAAAUGCGAGUAGCACAAGAGAAGAAGUGAACUCUGUACAUGCAUCCAUUGUGGAUAAGAAAUCUGAUCUCAAAAUGCUGUAUGUUACACCAGAGAAGAUUGCAAAGAGCAAGAGAUUCAUGGCGAAGCUUGAGAAAUCAUAUGAGUCUGGUCUGCUUUCCAGGAUUGUGAUAGACGAGGUUCACUGUACAAGCCAGUGGGGUCAUGACUUUAGACCUGAUUAUAAGAUACUUGGUAUACUCAAAAGACAAUAUCCUGGGGUACCUAUCCUGGGACUCACCGCUACAGCCACGACUAAAGUCAUAGAGGAUGUAAAGAAGAUUCUAGGGCUUCAUGCAGACUGUCUUCUCCUCAAAGCAUCAUUUAACAGACCAAACCUUUUCUAUGAGGUUCAGUCAAAGCCCACCACAAACAGUGCAUUUAUGAGCACUAUUCAUCAGUUAAUUACUAAGAGGUUCUCUGGAGAUUCGGGCAUCAUAUACUGCUUCUCAAGAAAGGAUGCAGAGCAAGUUGCCAUAGAGAUGUCAUCCAGAGGAAUCAAGGCUGCCUGUUACCAUGCCGAUAUGCCACCAGAAAGUCGCAGUCAAGUGCACAUGGCAUGGACAACUAAUAAACUACAAGUUGUUGUUGCUACUGUGGCCUUUGGUAUGGGGAUUGACAAAUCCAAUGUGCGGUUUGUUAUUCACCACAGCUUCAGUAAAUCCAUGGAGAACUACUAUCAGGAGAGUGGCAGGGCGGGGCGGGACGAGAAGCGUGCUUCCUGUAUCGUGUUUUACAGACCAUUUGACAUAUUCAGGCAUUCCACCAUGGUAUUUACUGAACAGACAGGCCUACAAAAUCUGUAUGGAAUAGUGAGGUACUGCCAGCAACAGGGUGUUUGUAGGCGCACUCUGAUUGGACGGCACUUUGGAGAAGGGUGGGACCCCGCCCAGUGCAAGCAGAUGUGCGAUAACUGCUCAAGGAGAGACGAUGAGAGAGGUCUUAAUGAGCUACACGACAUCACCCAGUACGCCUCAGAUCUACUAAAGAUCCUUGAACAAGCAAAAGCUGCAGGUGACCGGGUCACCGCGAACAAACUCGUAGAUGCCUGGUGUGGGCGUGGCGCGGUGUCACUGCGUGUCAGGGGCGUGUCAGCACCCUCUUUGACCCCCAGUGAGUGUGAGAGGGUGGUGGUGCACCUAGUGGUAGAGGGUGUCUUGAGGGAGGAGUUUCACUUUACACCCUACUCGACCAUCAGUUACAUUGUUAAGGGUGCUAAUGCUGGUAUGCUGUCAAGAGGGAAGGCCAUGAGUUUGGAGCUUGCGCGUGGAGGGGGCCGCCUAUCUAAGGGGAAAACGGCACAAAAAGACAGGACAAACCCGAGAUCAACAAACAGCGAUGCAUCAUCACCAGGAAGCACAAAGGAAGCAUCUAAAAAAACUAAAUCUACCAAGAGGAAAGCGGUCGAUAACUCCACGGAUUAUUCCAACCACAGCGAGUUCCAAGCGAAGAGAAAAACGAGUAAAAGCCAGAAGGGAAUCGUCAUGGAUUCGGAUUCCGACGAUAAUGAUGCCAAUGGUGUUAUUUGGUUAGAAUAAAACACUUUCGCUUAUGGACGAUUAUUCUAUUUAUCGAGUCAAGUCAGGACGAUGUAUGGAGGGUGUAACAAUGUUGCUACGAGUAUUCGGUCUGGUUAAGCCAACAGACACCAUAGUAAAUUAUAAACUUUAUAUUAA
This is a messenger RNA of Nematostella vectensis (starlet sea anemone), 2479 nucleotides long. Its product is annotated as ATP-dependent DNA helicase Q1. Gene Ontology annotation, molecular function: 3'-5' DNA helicase activity; ATP binding; nucleic acid binding. The record is from RefSeq and is a predicted model, not a curated record. NCBI's taxonomy places the organism in Eukaryota, Metazoa, Cnidaria, Anthozoa, Actiniaria, Edwardsiidae. The transcript has 7 exons. The coding region runs from base 290 to 2341 and encodes 683 amino acids. Gene Ontology annotation, biological process: double-strand break repair via homologous recombination. Gene Ontology annotation, cellular component: chromosome; cytoplasm.